Molecule: messenger RNA, 2958 nt
Organism: Anopheles moucheti
Lineage: Eukaryota; Metazoa; Arthropoda; Insecta; Diptera; Culicidae
Exons: 2
Coding region: 1-2958 (985 amino acids)
Cellular component (GO): extracellular region
Molecular function (GO): chitin binding
Source: RefSeq, a predicted model, not a curated record
AUGAGACUUGUUGUAACAUUGGGUGUGGCAUUGUUGGCUAUCAUCGGUGCAGCGACUGCAAAACCAUCAACUGCAGGCAGCUGUUCCAAAAAUGACGAAGGAAUAAAGUACGGUAUUGCGAGUAAUUGUCAAAAGUAUUUGGUGUGCAAGAAAGGUGUGUUGGAGGUUAAGGAAUGCGACGACAAGAAGUACUACGACACCGUAACCGGCAAGUGUUUGAAGGCUGCAGCAGCUACAUGUGCCGUUGAAUCUAACCCAGAACCGGAACCACAGCCUGAACCAGUACCCGUACCUGAGCCGGAAGAAAACGACGACCAGUAUGACUACCUUUGCCAGAAGGUCUUGUAUGGUGUGCGCAUACAUCCGAAUGCAUGCGACAGUUAUCUUGUUUGCAAUAAGGAGAAGGCAACUGUUGAGCAUUGUGCAGCUGGGUUCAUUUUCGUGGCUGAUAUUAUAACUUGUGUGCCUGGCAAUAAGGUGACAUGUACCAUUCAGAUCGAAGAACCAACAACAACUGAGAGUCUACCAAGCACAUCAUCACAGUCAAAUGAAAAUGGGAGUGAGGAAUCUGGUUCAAACAACGAAUCCUCGGAGUCCUCCAACCAGUACGACUAUCUGUGUGCGACAACGAAGUUCGGAAGUUUGGCUCAUCCCGAGACCUGUACGAAAUACAUCUCGUGUUCCAAGAACAAGGCCAAGGAGGAGAACUGCAAGAAGGGUUACGCCUACUCGACUACGCUGCAUCUGUGCGUCAAGCAGAAGAAUGGAGGAUGUGCUGAUGCUCCGGAAGAGCAGCCACCUACCGAGGCCUCUCCUGUAGAGCCGGAGCCCACUCGUUCAGGAAGCGAGGAGAAAGGAUCUGGAGAAGAAUCCUCGGAGUCCUCCAACCAGUACGACUAUCUGUGUGCGACAACGAAGUUCGGAAGUGUGGCUCAUCCCGAGACCUGUACGAAAUACAUCUCGUGUUCCAAGAACAAGGCCAAGGAGGAGAACUGCAAGAAGGGUUACGCCUACUCGACUACGCUGCAUCUGUGCGUCAAGCAGAAGAAUGGAGGAUGUGCUGAUGCUCCGGAAGAGCAGCCACCUACUGAGGCCUCUCCUGUAGAGCCGGAGCCCACUCGUUCAGGAAGCGAGGAGAAAGGAUCUGGAGAAGAAUCCUCGGAGUCCUCCAACCAGUACGACUAUCUGUGUGCGACAACGAAGUUCGGAAGUGUGGCCCAUCCCGAGACCUGUACGAAAUACAUCUCGUGUUCCAAGAACAAGGCCAAGGAGGAGAACUGCAAGAAGGGUUACGCCUACUCGACUACGCUGCAUCUGUGCGUCAAGCAGAAGAAUGGAGGAUGUGCUGAUGCUCCGGAAGAGCAGCCACCUACUGAGGCCUCUCCUGUAGAGCCGGAGCCCACUCGUUCAGGAAGCGAGGAGAAAGGAUCUGGAGAAGAAUCCUCGGAGUCCUCCAACCAGUACGACUAUCUGUGUGCGACAACGAAGUUCGGAAGUGUGGCUCAUCCCGAGACCUGUACGAAGUACAUCUCGUGUUCCAAGAACAAGGCCAAGGAGGAGAACUGCAAGAAGGGUUACGCCUACUCGACUACGCUGCAUCUGUGCGUCAAGCAGAAGAAUGGAGGAUGUGCUGAUGCUCCGGAAGAGCAGCCACCUACUGAGGCCUCUCCUGUAGAGCCGGAGCCCACUCGUUCAGGAAGCGAGGAGAAAGGAUCUGGAGAAGAAUCCUCGGAGUCCUCCAACCAGUACGACUAUCUGUGUGCGACAACGAAGUUCGGAAGUGUGGCUCAUCCCGAGACCUGUACGAAAUACAUCUCGUGUUCCAAGAACAAGGCCAAGGAGGAGAACUGCAAGAAGGGUUACGCCUACUCGACUACGCUGCAUCAGUGCGUCAAGCAGAAGAAUGGAGGAUGUGCUGAUGCUCCGGAAGAGCAGCCACCUACUGAGGCCUCUCCUGUAGAGCCGGAGCCCACUCGUUCAGGAAGCGAGGAGAAAGGAUCUGGAGAAGAAUCCUCGGAGUCCUCCAACCAGUACGACUAUCUGUGUGCGACAACGAAGUUCGGAAGUGUGGCUCAUCCCGAGACCUGUACGAAAUACAUCUCGUGUUCCAAGAACAAGGCCAAGGAGGAGAACUGCAAGAAGGGUUACGCCUACUCGACUACGCUGCAUCUGUGCGUCAAGCAGAAGAAUGGAGGAUGUGCUGAUGCUCCGGAAGAGCAGCCACCUACUGAGGCCUCUCCUGUAGAGCCGGAGCCCACUCGUUCAGGAAGCGAGGAGAAAGGAUCUGGAGAAGAAUCCUCGGAGUCCUCCAACCAGUACGACUAUCUGUGUGCGACAACGAAGUUCGGAAGUGUGGCUCAUCCCGAGACCUGUACGAAAUACAUCUCGUGUUCCAAGAACAAGGCCAAGGAGGAGAACUGCAAGAAGGGUUACGCCUACUCGAUUACGCUGCAUCUGUGCGUCAAGCAGAAGAAUGGAGGAUGUGCUGAUAAGAAUGGAGGAUGUGCUGAUGCUCCAGAAGAGCAGCCUACAACCACUCAUCCACCUCAGACUACGGAAGCGCCAACAACAACUCCUAAGCCUCCUAAGCCUACGACUCAGACAACUACAACCACUCAACAACCUCAGACUACAGAAGCACCAACAACAACUGCUGAGCCUCCUAAGCCUACGGAUGAGAUAACUACAACUACUCAACAACCUCAGACUACGGAAGCACCAACAACAUCAACCGAGUUCACUCCUCCCGCAACCGGUGGUGAUCCAGGAGAAUUCAACCAAGGUUGCGUUGAGGGUUUCACCGGAUACAUACCGAUCGAAAAUGACUGUACGAGCUAUGUAUACUGUUUCCAGGGAGAACCCGGAGUGAGGACUUGCCUGGAGGAAUACAUUUACUAUGAUCCUUUCAAGGCUUGCCUUCCAGGAGAUCCAGUUCUGUGCCAACUGUACUCUGUAUAG